Molecule: messenger RNA, 4044 nt
Organism: Nezara viridula (southern green stink bug)
Lineage: Eukaryota; Metazoa; Arthropoda; Insecta; Hemiptera; Pentatomidae
Source: the annotation of a GenBank genome assembly
CUUAUCAUAAGCCUAUACAGUUGUUCUCUUUUCUUGACAAUAUUCUUGUCCUCUGGUUCUUUCUCCGUGUCUUUCAUAAUAAUAUCUUCUGAUAAUUCCGGUAUUUUGGAAGGAUAAAAGAGAACACGUGAAGAAGAAAAACGGUAUAUCACCAGUAUAAACAAUGUCGACCCGCUUGGUGGUAAGGAGGUUACAUAUUCAGGUGAUAGCAGCUGUUAAAAGCUACUCUUUUGGCUUACAAAUGUCACGAGAGUUUUUCAACUUUUAACGUUUUUUUAAGUGUUAUCAUAUUGAGCAGGGAUCGAAAAUGAACAUAACCUUCGUUAUAAAUGAACUGAUGCACACCUUCGCAAUGAAGAUCGGUCAUUUUUGACAGAUACCAGUUGUAGUAAAAGUAGAAAGUGUUCAACGCUCCAACAGGCACGUACAGCGAACUAACAGUACCAAGUUGUUUUAUGUCAAUUCCUGUGGGCCAUUGGCUUUCCUCCUGUUGGUCUACGAUUUUACAAAUACAUUUAACUUCUGUUGUCCAGUGUUGAUUUUGGACAAAAUUUCAAAAAGAGAAAGUUUGUUUACAUUGACCUAUUCAUAAAUAAGUGAAUUUUAAAAAAUACAUAUUCAUUAGCAUAGUGAGAUUUGAUUUAUCUACGUUCAGUUUAAUAAUGAUAAUUGCUAUCAAAGAUCUGGUAUCAACUUCAUUCAAUUACAUUACUAGAAUUUCAUUCAUGGAACAUCAGCUAUUACAGUUCUGAAAAGCUGACAUCAAACAUGCAUGAAUUAUUUACUCAAGUUUUAAACAAAAAGGAUCUGUCGAAGGCUGGAGACCUGUUUUCUGUCGCUGAUCAGGCAAUUGUAAGUGACCUAACUGAAGUUGUUAAUAAAAUUGCUGAAAUUACUAGUCUUCCUGACUACAUCAAUAAUGACAAUGAUCAGAGUGUUGUCGAAAUUUGUAUCACAAGAGUAACAUCAUGUAUCAGAGAAACUGGUUCAAUAGAGCAACAUGCAGAAGCUCUUGUUGGCUUACUUGAAUCUUGUUUGAAUCAUAAUCUAAAACCGUCAGCUAAAGAUGAAGACCCUCCCCAUUCUAAAAUAUCUUCUGAUAUAAUUUCUUGUCUUUUUUUAAAUUACAGUAAGAAAGAUGUAAUGAAAAGGGCUUUGCCUGUUGCGGUAAAGUUCUUACACAAAGGUAACAAAGAACUUUCUCGCAACAUGGCUUCAUAUUUAAGUUUAGCUGCCAUAGACAAUGCUGAUUUACUGUUGAAACAUAUUCAGUUAAUAAUUGAUUCUAUCAUAUCUGGAAAUUACCCAUUAUGUAGAGUUCUUCCACAAAUCUACGAAGUCAGUAAGGAACCUAUUCACGAUCAUGUAAUGGCUCUAGUUUCAUUGCUUCCAUUGUGUGAACAUUCUGAAAGGCUUGCGCUGUUGCAACUGUUCAGUCUUAUAGCCGGAAAUAAACCUUUACUUCUGGAACCCAGUCUUCCACAACUUUGUGAAUACUUGACAAUUGGUGCAACAGCGAAUCCCACACUUGAAGUUCUCUUGAGACUAGCUGAAAAAAGUCCUCACUUACUUGCAGAUUGUGUCGGAAGAGUAAAACAAGCUGCAGAAACCCAUCCUAGUACCCUCUGUUUAGCCGCUCAAGUGAUUGCUGCUGUUGGGAAACUGAAUAAGGAUCGUGCGCAGGAAGCAUUGAAUUUUGUGUUGGAACAUUUAGGCAAAGCUGAGAGGGGCAGCCAAGGCACUCUGUUGAGGGAAGCAACCGCUCUCUGUUCUAGUUACCCAGUUUUGUUCACUGAAAAAAUGUUAGCCGAAGUUAGGAAAAAUAAGAACAACAAUUCAAAUUCUCAAGUAAAUCAGACGGGUGGUGUGACGAUUGUCAAAGUUGGUGGCCAAGUGACAAACAGCAAUACUCACAACAAUAAUAAUAAUCCUAAUGUAAACAAUAAUAAUCUCUUUCAGCCAAAAUCAGCUGCUACAAAUAACAGGCAAUUCGAUUCCAGGCAGCAGGAAACUAGUUUGAACCGUAGCGAAGGCAGUCGGGUUUUGAUAACCCCUAGAGCAAGAUUGGGAGGCGAAAGUAGAAGUACAUCCAGGCUCCAUUCUUCUGCUGCUCAUAGAAGUAUGACGCGUCUGAAUAUGGGUGCUCUUCUUCCUCCUGCCUCUAGUGGAAGUGGGAGUGGCCUUCAUAAAAGUAUGACGAGACUUUCAUCAACCAAUAACAGUGUUACCACCAUAACUAGCCAACCACGAGGGAAAGUAACUUGCGGAGGCGUCACAGUUACCACUACGAACAAUAGUCCUACCACGAGUGUUGCCCUUAGAGAAGAGAGAGACAUCAGUGGUUCUCUAAUACCAAACAUACCUCCUCUUGCUAAUACUAACUCUGGUACUCUUCAUCAAGCCAAACAUAACAGCAGUUCUCCAAUUUCACAAUCUUUCUUAUCAACGUCACAUUUGAAUUCCAAUGGCCCUUCAAUGUUAAUGAGCCAACCUAAUGGAGUAGCCGUCAACCAGACUACUGCAAUGGCACUCAGUUCUAGCCAGGCUUUAGUGACUCCCAGAAGAACCAACACGAGUGUUACCAUUAUUAACCACAAUAAUAAUGCUGCGAUCGUUGCUGCUUCUCAGAGAAUUAGCGUAUUUGAACCUUAUCCGAUGAGGGACACUGUUCAACAUUUUUGUGAAAAACAUCUUGACAAAAUUAAGUCAUACAUGGAGAAAGUCUCAGUCAGAAUACCACUCCCAGCAAAAUGUACCAUUGAAGAAAGGAAAGCAAAGAAGAUGGCCAAAUUGCAGUUCGGCUGCGAUGGGCGUGGUGAACAUUGUCUUUAUUCUAGAACUCUUUUUACGAUGAGGAGUCGUAAUCCUAGGGUCUGGAUACAUUUUAUGUUUCUGGCUUUACAGGCGAAGUCGCAGAGCGCUCUUAGUUCUCGACAUUCUGCAGUUACAGCUUUAAAGUACUGCUGGGACAUCUUGAAAUGCGAAAAUAAACCUUUUGUGACUCUGGUAACUUCUGCAUUUCCUUGUGCUAAGGAUCAAGAAGCUGUACUGAACGAGCUCAGGUCUGCUGGCUUUUGCGAUGUCUUCGAAUACUCAGCCAACGAAGAUGGUAGGGGUGGUACUUGGGGCUGUUUCCUUUGUAACCACCCGGAGCGAGCAAUAGGAUUUUUACAUCACUCGGAACCCGUUAUUGAAGGUCAGCUUAAAGAGAAAAGAGGGAGGUGGAGAAUGUUUAGAAGGUGGAGGACAAGAUACUUUACACUAUCUGGUGCGCGAUUGGAAUACAAAGGAACUAAGGAUGACAAAGAAGGGCGACCUAUCGACGUCCACCAGAUAAGAAGUGUCAAAGUAUCACGAGGAGCUAGGAACAUACCUAAAGCAUUUGAAAUCUUCACUGGGGACCACUCUCUUAUAUUGAAACCAAAAGGUGGUAAAAAUGCUGAGGAAUGGGUGCAGUGCCUCUCAGUGGUGGUCGCACAUUCUCAAUCUCGAGAAGUGCCCAACAGAAGUUCAAGCCUCGUUCGAACACCAGUUUAAAUAUUUCACUUUCACAAAGUAUGAAAUCAUUUGAAUUUACCACAUUUAUUUUUUUUCAUACCAAUUCAAGACUAGUCUCAAAUCUUCCCUGAAAGAUAGUUAUUCAAAGACUUCUGAUUCUUCUAAUUAAAAACAAAAAAAAUCUUCCAAACCACUAAAUGGUUACAUGGUUAUAUUUACCUGUUCAUAUAAAACAUAUUUUAAAAAUUUUUAUUCUUAAAGUAAAAUUAUUUUCUUAAUAUUUUAUUCAAAAGUAUCAGACUGUAUCUUUGAAGAAUUUUUAAAUACAAUUAUUUUUCAUGAAUUUAACGUUCAUUUUCUAUUUAGAUGAUGCUUAUCCCCUUAAUUUAAAGGGAAUAACUGUUAAAAUAAACAAUUAUUUUGUAAAUAUUCAUAUUUUUUUGUAUAAAACAAUAAAUAUUAUAUGAAAAUAUAAUUGUAAAUAUUUUAUAAAUGGUUGCCAUACUGUGAAUUUUAUAUUUUUUUAUUAAAAGGAAAAAUUAUUUU